AUGAGGAAGGCUGCGGAGAAGGCGGUUUUGGAGGGAGCGAUGAGGAAGGCUGCGGAGAAGGAGAGUUACAGCAGCAAUGAAGUGUCUAAGCAGAGGUUCAGGAAGCUCCAACUGCUUCAUGAACAACUCCGCAUCCUCCAAUGUAAAGAUCCAGAUGUUCCACCUCUGAAGCGCAGCAGCAGCUAUGAAUUGUUGCCACCUUCCAUGUCUGAGCUGAGGGUUGUUCUGCUGGGGAACAGCUGGUCUGAGAGGAGUUCAGUGGGGAACUUCAUACUGGGAGAGACUGAGUUCAACACUGAGGAAGAACCAGAUCACUGUCUGAGAGUCAGAGGACGGAUGAAAGAGAAAGAAAUAGUUCUGAUCAACACUCCAGAUCUGCUGCUCCCCAACAUCUCUGAAGACAAACUAAGAGAACAUGUAGAAAACUGUGAGAGCCUCUCUGAUCCUGGACCUCAUGUGUUCCUGCUGGUUCUACAGCCUGAAGACUUCACUGAGGAACUCAAAGUGAAGCUCUGCAGAGUCCUGAAACUCCUCAGUGAUCAAUCGUUUGAUCAUUCUCUGGUUCUGAUAUCAACACCCAGAGAGGAGCAGUCUGGUUUCAUGGAAAGAUAUAGGCAACACCCACCCUUAAAAGAGAUUAUCAGGAAAUCUGGGACUCCACCAUGCUCAGGUGUGGUUCAUCAGCUGAUCAACAACCUGAAAGACAAAUCAGACAGCAAACAGGACACGCCCCCUAGUGGAAAGGAGCGGUCAUCACAAUAG
This is a messenger RNA of Anoplopoma fimbria (sablefish), 762 nucleotides long. RefSeq names its product GTPase IMAP family member 2-like. The transcript is spliced from 5 exons. Gene Ontology annotation, molecular function: GTP binding. The coding region runs from base 1 to 762 and encodes 253 amino acids. NCBI's taxonomy places the organism in Eukaryota, Metazoa, Chordata, Actinopteri, Perciformes, Anoplopomatidae. The record is from RefSeq and is a predicted model, not a curated record.